UGUCGGAACAGUUUCCUGUUUGGAGGGAAAUCUACAUUUAUCAAGUUGACAUUGAACAGUCAGCAUUAAAACAUGGUUUCUCUGUCUUUAAACUCGUUAAAAACAAUUAUGCGGGCGAUGGUGGACAGUCCGGGGUUUGAUCGAGUUUUAAGUAAGGUGGACAUUGUAACAGCCAGCCCAGGGAAAGUGGUGUGUGAGUUUAAAGUGGAAGAGGAGCACACAAACCGAGGGGGCACCCUUCACGGGGGUCUGACAGCAACGCUGGUCGACGUCAUCUCCACCACUGCCAUCAUGUACACGGAACGGGGAGCACCCGGUGUCAGCGUGGACAUGAACAUCACGUAUAUGAAUGCUGCCAAGAUGGGCGAGGACGUGCUGAUCACAGCCACAGUGUUGAAGCAAGGACGGACCCUGGCAUUCGCUACUGUCGACCUCACUAGCAAAGCCUCUGGGAAACUCAUCGCACAAGGAAGACACACAAAGCACCUUGGGAGCUAGAUCAGCUGCUCGGUCCAGGGUGAUGUUGCCCCUGGACACUGGUCUUGGUUCAGUUUAGCCCCCCCCUACUAAUGGUUAAUAUUGGGGGGGGCUGAUCCUAGAUCUAUACC
Messenger RNA from Oncorhynchus gorbuscha (pink salmon), 608 nucleotides. RefSeq names its product acyl-coenzyme A thioesterase 13-like. The transcript has 3 exons. The record is from RefSeq and is a predicted model, not a curated record. The coding region runs from base 73 to 498 and encodes 141 amino acids. NCBI's taxonomy places the organism in Eukaryota, Metazoa, Chordata, Actinopteri, Salmoniformes, Salmonidae. Gene Ontology annotation, molecular function: fatty acyl-CoA hydrolase activity.